AUUUGAUUUUAGGUAAAAAUCCAAUCCUCUGAACCGAACCGAUAAAGUAUCAUGCAUUUCACUCGUCAUCAUCUCUACCUGUCCCUGCAAAAACCCUUCUACCUCCAUUUGAUAUCCUACCCGGCCUGAUGCUUAUCAAUCAUUUGCCGAAGCUCCAUCUCCAGUUAUCCAUGCUCGCUUCCAAACCCAAACUCCUUAUCACACCCACCUUCUCACCCAAAUCCGUAUCCGGCCCGAUCGCCAACUUCUCCACCGCUGCUCUUCUUCAAGCCCCCAACAUCGUCGGUUCAAAUGAGACUAGCCCGCUCGAAAUCUCACCUGGAAAGCUCUUUUUUCCGCCGGAAACCGAUGUCUCCGUAGAAACCGCGUCGUUUGGUUCCCGGAUCCUCAAGGGCUCUAACAUAGUGCUCAGCAAGUAUGCAGGGGAUGCGCAGGUAGAGCAGGCGGAGUUUGUGAAAAGUAGUGUGAAUACUGGGGACUGUCCGGCCGAUGGGUUGCCGGAAUUUGCGCUAGUUGGGAGGUCUAAUGUGGGGAAAUCAUCACUGCUUAACUCUAUUGUUAGGCGUAAGAAGCUUGCUCUUACUUCCAAGAAACCUGGCAAGACACAAUGCAUCAACCAUUUCCGGAUAAAUGGUAGCUGGCAUCUUGUUGAUUUGCCUGGAUAUGGGUAUGCUUCAGCACCACACGAAGUCCGUAAAGAUUGGGAAAAGUUCACGAAAGACUACUUUCUGAACCGGUCAACUCUUGUCUCUGUAUUCCUUCUCAUAGAUGCUAGCAUCCCUGCCAAAAAGAUUGACCUUGAAUAUGCAAGUUGGCUUGGGAAGAACCAGAUUCCAAUGACAUUAGUUUUUACCAAAUGUGAUAAGCGGAAGAAGAACAAAAAUGGAGGGAAAAGACCCGAAGAUAAUGUCCAAGAUUUUCAAGAGCUAAUACAAGACUUCUUCCAAACGUCUCCACCUUGGAUUAUGACAAGCAGUGUAACAAACCAAGGCCGGGAUGAGAUAUUGUUACACAUGUCUCAACUACGAAAUUAUUGGCUCAAGCAUUGAGUUUCAAUCACCUGGCUCGGCAGAUAUGGCGUUUCAAAGCAACUAGUCAUAAGUGAUUCGCUUCAUCACUUCUUCCCUUGAAAUUCAUAUGAUGAUAUGAUGCAGUUGCUCAUAAACAUGGGACAGUUUGGUUCAGCGAAGGAAAUCUACCAUCAAACAUCCAGCACAACCCUCUACUUUCCAACUUUCAAGAUUGUGCAGGCUUUCAGCAUCUGAUUCUUUCAAGGAAAAGUGUCUUUGCAAGGUCACAACGUGUAAGUGUAUUCAUAUAAAAAUGCUAUCUUUGCAUCGUGUAAGGACUUCGAGUGUGUAUUUGUAUUUCAUUUUGCUGUCUUAUAAUUCGGAAGACAUGUUUUUCCCCACAUGUUUCAACAUCUUACGUGUUCAUGCUGUGUUGGGACCACCUGUGGAGGCAGCUGCUGCCGACAAUAGUAAUAGUUUUACAGCAAUAGUCAAUGGCAAUUGGCAGUGGUGGUGAUCCAAAGGUGGCCCCUAAUCGCGGUGCUUAUAGACAAUCUAUUGGUAAUACUUUUGCCAUUAGAUUGAUCAUUGAUCUGACAUAAAUAUUAUGUAGUACUACCUUUGUCCCACAACAUUGAGACAUGAAGUGGAGGUGUAUUUGGUAAGAAAAAUGAGUUUACGUGGUUGAUAUUGAAUUGAUAAAGUAAGAAUAGAAAAAAUAUUUUAGAACCACACAAACUUUACUAAAUUAGAUAUGAAACAAUCUUAGUGAGACGGAAUGAAAAGGAAAUAUGAAACAAUCUUAGUGGGACGAAGGGAGUAACAUUUAUUACAUUCUUUGAUAAGUUUUGAUUGUGUAGAAACAGUUUACCAUGUAAAAUAUUUUGGCCAUUAGAUUCAUGAUCAACAGUGAUCUUAUGCUCAUUCCUCUCUUGGGACUCCUAGAAGAUGCAGUAUGAUUUUGGCACGAGUAUUAAGAAAGCAAAGGAAUUCUGCCAUUAAGAUGCGGUAUGAUUUUUCCAUAAUAAUUUAUACCUUCAAUUGAAAAAGUAAGAAAAUAUAUUAAGAUUCCCAAAAAAGGAAAAACAUGACAUUAUAGAUAAAUUGAUAAAAUAUGAAGGUAUUUAAAUACGUUCCAUAAAAGGUAUCUAUGGAUAUUAGUAUUUAAAUACGUUCCAUGUUUUGUGUUUGAAGCACAGAGAAUUAAUUCAGGAGAUUGGAUGGCUUGAACUGACCAACAUACAAUAGCCCCUACCUAACAAACGGAAUUAACCACUUAAUUAAUUGUGUGUAUAAAUAAACAACAAAAUCCCUCUGGGAAAAGGCAGGCUAUCUCCUUCCUUCUCCUUCCUCCAUUUUCUCAAUAUUGUUGGCCGGUAAACCACCGGCGACCGCCACCCACCAUUUUCCAGACAUCGCAGGUAAACCACACGGUGGGAACUGGGAAGAUGUCGAAUAUCAUUCAUAAGUUGGAGGAGAAGCUCCACCACGUGCAUGGGCGGCAUAAGCACCAGCAGGAUGAUGAUCAUCAUCAUGCGCAUGGAGGUGUAGGAGGAGAGGAGCAUAAGAAAGGAGGAUGCCUCACAGAAAAGAUAAAAAACAAGAUUGAUAAGGUUAAGCAUAUAGCCAACAAGAAGCACAAAGAUGGAAAACACCAUGAAGAAGAUUAUUCAUAACUUAUAGCAACACUGAGAUGAACUCCAAAGCUUUGAAUAAAUGUUCUCAUCAGUUAUUUUAGCUUCGCUUGGUACAUUGUAUGAAUCCUUGUUGCUUAACUUAUAUUUCAUGAUGACUCUUUUUGUGUGAAAAACUCUGAAUUCGAGCUUAUCAGUCCUAAAAUAGGAAUAAAACUGGACAUUUCCCUAUUCACAUUUUGACGACAUUUUAAUCCCGUGUGAGG
This is a messenger RNA of Cuscuta europaea, 2910 nucleotides long. The record is from the annotation of a GenBank genome assembly. NCBI's taxonomy places the organism in Eukaryota, Viridiplantae, Streptophyta, Magnoliopsida, Solanales, Convolvulaceae.